AUGGCAACCGAUGCUAACCAAAAGGUUUUGCCUCUCGCCUUUGCUGUUGUGGACAAGGAAUCAAGGGCUAGUUGGGGGUGGUUUUUAGAGUGUCUCAGGACUUCCAUAGAGCAUGUCAUACCUAACGAUGGUAUUUGUAUUAUUUCUGACCGACAUAAAGGUAUCAAAUGCGCCAUUCGAGAGUGGCCUAGACGUGAGGACGGAAGAGAACAGGUAUAUCACCGAUAUUGCCUUCGACAUGUUGCUAGCAACUUCAACAGACACUUUGAUAACCCGACUCUAAAGGCAUUGGCCUUGAAAGCUGGAUAUGCGAGUCAUGACGCUAAAUUUGAGUCCAUAAUGCAAACCAUUAAGGAGGCCGAGAUUAAUUUACUGAGGGGUGUAGACCCUACUGAUUGUCGGAUUGAACGUUAUAUGCCAUACACAUAUCUAGUGAGUGAGGAUGUGGAGAUAUGGACCCAGUCACAUGAUGGUGGAAGACGUUACGGGACAAUGACAACCAAUAUCUCUAAGUGCUUUAAUGGGGUACUUAAAGGUGCCCGCGGUUUGCCCAUUGUUGCAAUGGUUCAGUUCACUUGGUGCAAAUUUGUUGCAUAUUUCCACGAUCAACAUAAACAAAUUACUUCUGAUCUCUCUCGAGAGGGUGUAUAUCAAGUGGUUACCCCGUACAAUGACCGUAAAGGUGGAGGGGGAAACCACAGUCAUGAAGUGCGCAUAUUUGCUAGAAUAUGUGGUUGCAGAAAGUGGCAAAACUUGAAGAUCCCUUAUUCACAUGCAAUUAAAGUUCUUCAAGGUCUACAUCUCAAUGCAACCAGCUAUAUUGACCCAUGUUACAGUUUGAACAACGCCAUUCUCACAUAUUCACAUAAUUUUGUGGUGCCAAAGUCAGAGUCAUUGUGGAGGGACGUUUCCGGACCACGAUGGGUGCCUGACCCACUGCUGUUGCGGGGCAUAGGUUGUCCUGUGAAGUCAAGAAUAAGGAAUGAAAUGGAUGGGGUACGGCGAGAACGGGGAAGCCGGAGGGAAGAUCCGGACUUGAGGGAGACUCAACCGAGGCAACGAUGCGGAGUGUGUCAUCAAGAGGGGCAUAAUCGUAGAAGCUGUCCCAAUUCCCGUGGGGCAUCGACAAGUGGUAGUGCUAUAAAUUAG
This is a messenger RNA of Quercus robur (English oak), 1149 nucleotides long. RefSeq lists its product as uncharacterized. NCBI's taxonomy places the organism in Eukaryota, Viridiplantae, Streptophyta, Magnoliopsida, Fagales, Fagaceae. The transcript is spliced from 2 exons. The record is from RefSeq and is a predicted model, not a curated record. The coding region runs from base 1 to 1149 and encodes 382 amino acids. Gene Ontology annotation, molecular function: zinc ion binding; nucleic acid binding.